ACAAACGGUUAACGAUUGUUGCAAAAAUGGCUGCGGCUGGUGCGGCAACUCCAUGUCUCCACCUUAUCUUCCACCACCACCACCGUAUCACCGCCACUCUCCGCCCUUUCUCUGCCAUCCACCACCACCGCCUUUCGCUUCUCUUCACUCGUAACAAACACCGUUCCUUUUCAACCUCACCUGAGAUUGAAACCCCACGCGCCGGCCGGUCCGGUUCGGUAUCUUCCCCACCGGUUCAGACCGUCGAUUACGUAGAAAAGAUAGAUGUGAAUCCUCCUAAAGGAACAAGAGAUUUCCCUCCUGAAGAAAUGCGACUUCGUAAUUGGCUGUUCAAUAACUUCCGAGAGGUGUCACGGCUGUUUGGAUUUGAAGAGGUUGACUAUCCCGUGCUAGAAACAGAGGCUCUUUUUAUAAGAAAAGCCGGGGAGGAAAUACGUGACCAGCUUUACUGUUUUGAAGAUAGAGGAAAUCGUCGAGUUGCGUUGAGGCCAGAGCUUACUCCUUCUCUAGCUAGACUUGUCAUACAGAAAGGAAAAUCUGUACCCCUCCCGAUAAAAUGGUUUGCUGUUGGACAAUGUUGGCGAUACGAGAGAAUGACAAGGGGACGGCGUCGUGAACACUACCAAUGGAACAUGGAUAUAAUCGGUGUGCCUGAUGUAACCGGAGAAGCUGAGCUUAUCUCAUCAAUUGUUACGUUUUUCAAGCGAAUUGGGAUAACUGUGAAAGAUGUUGGCUUCAAGAUAUCUAGCAGAAAGGUUCUACAGGAAGUGCUGAGUUUGUAUUCAGUACCAGAAACUUCAUUUGCCAAAGCUUGCAUCGUUAUAGACAAGAUGGGUAAAAUACCCAUGGAGGAGAUCAAGAAAGAGCUAAUUUCUAUUGAGUUAUCAAACGAGGCAAUCGAGGAUCUAUUGGAAGUUCUGUCCAUGAAGUCUUUGACGCAGUUAGAAGAGAAACUUGGAGGUUCAGGGGAAGCUGUGGGUGAACUAAAACAGCUAUUUUCACUUGCUGAAAAGUUUGGUUAUUCGGAAUGGAUUCAGUUUGAUGCUUCCAUUGUUAGGGGCCUAGCUUAUUACACUGGAAUUGUAUUUGAGGGUUUUGAUCGAGAAGGUAAACUGCGUGCCAUCUGUGGCGGUGGACGAUAUGAUCGCUUGCUUUCUACUUUUGGGGGUGAUGACAUUCCUGCCUGUGGCUUUGGCUUCGGUGAUGCUGUCGUUAUAGAACUGCUGAAGGAGAGGCAACUUUUACCAGAAGUUCCUCUUGAAGUGGAGAACAUUGUUUGUUCACUGGAUCCUGAUCUUCAAGGUGCAGCUGCGAUAGUUGCUACUGUUCUUAGAGGAAAGGGUCAAUGUGUUGAUUUAGUUUUGGAAAACAAGCCGCUUAAAUGGGUGUUCAAGCGAGCAGCUAGAAUAAAUGCACGCAGAUUGAUACUUGUAGGAAGCUCUGAGUGGCAAAGAGGUAUGGUUAGCGUCAAGAUCCUCUCAACUGGGGUACAGUUUGAAGUCAAUGUUGAUGAGUUAGAGUGAGACAUCUAAAUUUUCUAGUACAUAUGAAAUCUCAAUUAUAUUAUAUUAUUAUAUCCAUUGAAGUUGAAUAACGGGUUACUAAAAAUUUCUAAUGCAUCAGUUCAUUUUUUUA
Molecule: messenger RNA, 1635 nt
Organism: Erigeron canadensis
Lineage: Eukaryota; Viridiplantae; Streptophyta; Magnoliopsida; Asterales; Asteraceae
Product: histidine--tRNA ligase, chloroplastic/mitochondrial
Exons: 11
Coding region: 27-1523 (498 amino acids)
Biological process (GO): histidyl-tRNA aminoacylation
Cellular component (GO): cytoplasm
Molecular function (GO): histidine-tRNA ligase activity; ATP binding
Source: RefSeq, a predicted model, not a curated record